AUGUGUACAACCCCGAAAGACACCGCGAAAUGUAUGAGCUAUACUACGUAUAAGAAAGAGAGCCCCGGCUUCCUCCUCUUCGUCCUCCUCUUCCUCCACCUCCAGCUGCUGCUCCUCCCCCUCCUCCACUUCCAGCUGCAAAAAGAAACGGAAACCCUGCCUUUGGGUCCAAACCACAAGAUAACAAAAAAUACAUGGGAUACUUCAAUUUCUCUUCCCCCUCCUCCUCCUCCCAAACCGCAACACAGACAAUAUACCAAACCGGAAGAAAUAAAAGAUGGGACGGGACAUUUCGAAAACCAGACCACCAAGUCCUCCUCCUCUUCCUCCUCUUCACCUACCAAAACGCAACACAACCAGCAAGAUACCAAACAGCAAAAGAACCAACCUGUCAUCGAUACUUCAUUUCCUCCUCCUCCUCCUCUUCCUCCUCAUCCUCCUCCCCCUCCUCUGCCGCCUCCUCCUCCUCCUUCUCCAACCAAAACGAAACAAAAGAAAAAGAAAAAUACCAAACAGGAAGAAAGCGAAAACGCCGUGGGACAUUUCGAUACUUCAAUUCCUCCUCCUCCUCCUCCUACCGAACCAAAACGCAAGAAAAAUACCAAACAGGAAGAAAGCGAAAACACCUUGGGACAUUUCGAUACUUCAAUUCCUCCUCCUCCUCCUACCGAAUCGAAACGCAAGAAAAAUAUCAAACAGGAAGAAAGCGAAAACGCCAUGGCACAUUUCGAUACUUCGAUUCCUCCUCCUCCUCCUACCGAACCGAAACACCAGAAAAAUACCAAACAGGAAGAAAGCGAAAACGCCGGGGGACAUUUGGGAAAACAGGCGACCAAGUACUCCCCCUCCUCCUAUCCCCCUUCCAAACCGAAAACUCCAAUUCCUCCUCCUCCUCCUCCUACCAAACUGCAACGCAGUACCAAACCGGUAGAAAACCAAAAUCACAUUGGAUUUUUCGAAUAA
This is a messenger RNA of Arachis duranensis, 963 nucleotides long. RefSeq lists its product as uncharacterized. NCBI's taxonomy places the organism in Eukaryota, Viridiplantae, Streptophyta, Magnoliopsida, Fabales, Fabaceae. Gene Ontology annotation, molecular function: microtubule binding; actin binding. The record is from RefSeq and is a predicted model, not a curated record. Gene Ontology annotation, cellular component: actin filament; cytoplasm. The transcript has a single exon. Gene Ontology annotation, biological process: actin filament polymerization. Bases 1 to 963 code for a protein of 320 amino acids.